This is a messenger RNA of Penicillium subrubescens, 246 nucleotides long. RefSeq lists its product as uncharacterized. Lineage: Eukaryota; Fungi; Ascomycota; Eurotiomycetes; Eurotiales; Aspergillaceae. The coding region runs from base 1 to 246 and encodes 81 amino acids. The transcript has a single exon. The record is from RefSeq and is a predicted model, not a curated record.
AUGCUGGCCAAGCUCAAGCUAGUGGUGAUGACCAAGGGAGUGGCCAGCGGUCAGUUGGUCAAAGUGGAAAGAGCACUUCCAGCCAUUCGUCCUGUCGCUUCUGUGCCUUACAUUCCUACCACCACGCUUACUCCCGUUGUCUCUACACCAGUUGCGCCUCCAAGCUCGCAGGCAUCACCUGGGUCUCCCGAGACGACGGAUGAUGAUGUCGAGCCACCAACUUCCUGGGGCCUGCGGAAGCUUUGA